This is a messenger RNA of Zalophus californianus (California sea lion), 1131 nucleotides long. RefSeq names its product sperm-tail PG-rich repeat containing 4 (gene STPG4). Gene Ontology annotation, cellular component: germinal vesicle; female pronucleus; male pronucleus. The record is from RefSeq and is a predicted model, not a curated record. Gene Ontology annotation, biological process: epigenetic programing of male pronucleus. Bases 62 to 802 code for a protein of 246 amino acids. Gene Ontology annotation, molecular function: chromatin binding; histone binding. The transcript has 7 exons. Lineage: Eukaryota; Metazoa; Chordata; Mammalia; Carnivora; Otariidae.
GGCCCCAGGCGCCUCCUGGCAACCAGACGCCAUCCCAGGCUGAGGGAGCGAGGAGGCCGCAAUGGACCAGCCAGUCAUCGCCAUCACCUCCAAUUCCCUAAGGGAAGACCUGGGACCUGGCAGUUUGGUAGUCACCUCCUCGAAACCAACCCGAAAGACAUCAUCUGUUGAAAGAGAAGGAUGGUGGAGAAUAGCAUUAACAAACACUCCUAUCCCUGGCACUUACCACUUGAAAACUUUCAUUGAAGAAUCCUUAUUAAAUCCAGUGAUACCAACCUACAAUUUUAAAAACGAAGGAAGGAAAAAACCACCUCUUGUGCAAAGAAACGAUCCGGUACUAAAUGACCUUCCCCUAUAUGCGCCUCCUGACUUCUUAGACUUACUUAAGAAGCAAAUGGCCACUUACUCAUUUAGAGACAAACCGCGGUCAAGCCCCAGCACGCUGGUUUUCAAAGAUCAGUCAGUUAAGCUUUCACCAGGGCAAUAUGAUCUACUUCCUACACCGGUUCCCAAGCACGCUUCCAGGAGCUUCGUAUUUCGUUCUACAGUUCAGAGAUUUCCAACAAGCUGCUUCACUCCUCAUGAAGGCCCAGGACCGGGUCAUUACGACUUGAAAAUACCUCCAGUAAAUUCUGUUACUUCCUGUUUUCAAUCCAAAGUACCUCGGUUCCUGCCCACUUGUUCUAAAACCCCCGGCCCAGGAGCAUACAAGUCUUCAGUGCAAUUCCCCAAGCAGGCCCCCACCGUAGCCAAAAUGGGCCGAGAGAAUAGCCUUUUCUUCAACAACACAAUUGGCUUUUAAAAUAAAGCCAUCUUGGCCCUAAGCUGUUUUGAGUUUAGCACGUUCUUCUGUUUCGAAAAUUCUAUUUUCUGUCCUUUAGGAUUGUUUAAACUACGGAACAUCAUCAACUGCUCAGGUGACCCUCCUGCCUGCCUCUCUGGAACAGUCCCAGCAUAAUUUCCAGUUCACUCUCGAAAGUGUCCUGGUUUGAAUAAUAAACUGGGCUCUCUCUGUUUAUUGUCAAAGGAUGUGUUCCAAGACACUGCCCCCGGGCUGCUCUUGGGGCAACUUGCACAGGCCCUGGUAAUGUCCGGGCUGUGCUCUACGUGGCCAUGGGCUCUCCAGCUGGG